CCUUCAUCAGGUCUUUCUCAGGCCAGGCUGUCAGCAUCUGCUUUAGUUCUUCAGGAAACAGACACAGUUGAGCUGAGCUGUAAUAAUACUGAAGAGCUGAAGAUGGAGAUGUGUGUCUUCAACAAAUAUGAAAGAGAAAGUGACUCAAAAGUGAGCUCUUCAUGUCAGCUCUCACUCACUGCAUCUCAGAUCAGUGCUUGGUCUGGAGAUCAGAGUUCAUCAGUGAACAUAACCUGCUUCUACACUGUGAGGAAAGGACACAAUCAAACACCAUCUCCUCAGUCUGAUCCAGUGACAGUAACAGUCCAGAUUGUCUCUGCAGCUUCAACACCAACCACCACAGCAUAUACUACUACAACAGCCAUGAAAACAUCAACGUUAACUGUAACACCAACUCCUGCAACCACAACAAACACAGAAUCUGACUUCCAAUCACAGACAGAUUCCAUGAUACAAACCCUGGUUUCAACAAAAACGUCCACUUCAAAAGCUUCACAAACAGACACUAAAUCAUGUAAGUAA
This is a messenger RNA of Danio rerio (zebrafish), 522 nucleotides long. NCBI's taxonomy places the organism in Eukaryota, Metazoa, Chordata, Actinopteri, Cypriniformes, Danionidae. The record is from RefSeq and is a predicted model, not a curated record.